Pezoporus occidentalis (night parrot) is the source of this 6438-nucleotide messenger RNA. RefSeq names its product regulator of G protein signaling 17 (gene RGS17). NCBI's taxonomy places the organism in Eukaryota, Metazoa, Chordata, Aves, Psittaciformes, Psittacidae. The transcript is spliced from 5 exons. The record is from RefSeq and is a predicted model, not a curated record. The coding region runs from base 204 to 836 and encodes 210 amino acids.
CCUCCCUCCCUCCCUCCCUCCCUCCCUGCCUGCUGCCCGCCCGCCGCCGUCUCCCUCUCCGUGCCGGCCGGGUGCUGAAGUUGGGCGGAUGGCAGCGUUGCCGCUCCGCUAGGGACGAGCCGCACCAGCCCUUCCCGGGACCGCUCCGCGCCAGCCGCACGCAGCCCGGCGGGGGUGGCCACUUGGGCACUGAAGUAGCUGAAAUGAGAAAGAGGCAGCAGUCACAAAAUGAAGGAACAUCAGCUGUGUCUCAAGCACCUGGAAACCAAAGGCCCAACAACACAUGUUGCUUUUGUUGGUGCUGUUGCUGCAGCUGUUCAUGCCUCACUGUUAGGAAUGAAGACAGAGGAGACAAUGCAGGAAGGCCAACACAUACAACCAAAAUGGAGAGUAUCCAAGUCAUAGAAGAAUGCCAAAACCCUACUGCAGAAGAAAUUUUGUCUUGGGCUCAGAAUUUUGACAAGAUGAUGAAAACACCAGCUGGGAGAAACCUUUUCAGAGAGUUUCUUCGAACAGAGUAUAGUGAGGAGAACCUGCUUUUCUGGCUUGCAUGUGAAGAUCUAAAGAAGGAACAGAACAAGAAAGUUAUUGAAGAAAAAGCAAGACUUAUAUAUGAAGAUUACAUCUCUAUACUAUCACCAAAAGAGGUUAGUCUUGAUUCCCGGGUGAGAGAAGUGAUCAACAGAAACUUGCUGGAUCCCAGCCCUCACAUGUAUGAAGAUGCCCAACUCCAGAUAUACACCCUAAUGCAUAGGGACUCUUUUCCAAGGUUUUUGAACUCUCAGAUUUAUAAGUCUCUUGUUGAAAGUAUUACAGGCUCUACUUCUGAAACUUAGUUUUAAUUUUCAAAGAGAAUAACUUGAUUUUUUUUUUUUUUUGGGUGGGUGGGAUGGAAGAAAAGUAGUUUAGUAACAUCUGGAGCUGGGUUCCUGGAGAACUGCAGUUUAGAACUACUCAGGCUACUGUGAAGAAAACAAAUACAUAUUAUGGUCUCUGUCUACAUUUUUACCAAGGUUCUCCUUGCUUGAGAUGGCAUGGGAGGGGAACAGUGGAUUUGCCAAAAUACAUUUGUUUCGCACUCCUUUCACCCUACUGCAGUCAAGAUUGCAAUGAUGUAUUUGUAGUUUUAUGAACAGUCUCCUUGUGUAUCCUCACACUGCAUGUGCAAGGUAAAACUGCUUCACUUACCACUUAGUUGUUGCAAUAUUUAAUCCAAUAACAUAAAUUAUAUCUGUAUUUAAGAACUUUUUUUGUGCAAUACAGUCUUAUGGUACAUAGAAACAAUUGCAGCAAAGAGGCUUGCAUUUUUUAACAUCACUAACUGAAAAAAGCCAAUUUUUAAGGUGUAGCAUUACUCAACACUCUCUACUGAGUACAAUACACUGAUUUUUUGAAGCCAGUAUUUCUGUACAGAAAAAAAGAGCUAUUUAUCACUGUUUAUUUAAAAUAAAUCAAGUGGAGGAUUCCUCUGGUUGUUCACUGCCAAAACUGUGGCAUUUUCAUUACAGAGUUUGCAAUGUCAAAAAAAGCAAAAAAAAAAAAAGCAAAAAAAAAAAAAGCACAAAUCACUUAAAGGGAUCCAUAUCUGGGUGACACAAUCUAUGCGCUGAUAUUGUUUAAUUGUUAAAAGAACAAAGAUUUUCAAUGUACUUUUCAGAUGUCAGAUACUGUAAUUGAUUUAUUAAAGACUGGCUAUCCAGUUCUAACACUGUUGUAUAAUGUUAUGUACUUCAGCAAAAAACAAAAAAACACGAAAAGCUUGAUAAUUUAGUUUUUUGAAUAAAGAAAUUUAAUAAAAGAUUGCCUACAUGUAGCAUUUUAGAGCAUUUUAGAACAUUUUGAUGAAUUGCAUCUGUCCUGCAAAAUAUUUUUUUUGAAAGCUAAAUCCAGUAAAAAAUGUUUUUAAACAAAGUAAUGUUUUACAAGGUGGUGGGUUAGAAGACUUAUCUUAACUUGUAGCCUGACUGAUUUUGAGUAGCUCCUUGAAAACAAGGGGUUUGGAGACUAAUAUUAAACCAAACUUCAAGGGCUCCUAAACCUACAGUCCUUACCCAAGCAAAAUGCCUACAGAAAUGCAACAGGUGUCUUUCUUGGGUAAAGAAUCCUGUACUGAGCCCUUAUAAUCAGAGCUAAGGCAGCACGGUACCCCCAUCACUUGGCUUCCGUGGUGUUUUUAACAGGUGUUUGCUUGGACUUUUUAUCAAAAAAUGUCCAAUUUUAGGACGCAUUUUGAUGUUUAAAGAGACAGUGACGCAGAACUUAAAAAAAUCUUCAUUCCUACUAUAAACAAGCAAAAUGAGUAUUAGCAUCCCUCAUAAACUGCUAAAGAUAGACCAAGAAAUGGUUUUGAAUACUUGUUAAAUAUAUAUAUAUGUAUGUAUGUUUGUAUGUGUGUAUAUAUAUAUUUAAUACUGACAACUCUGGUCUUAUACUAAGACUUAAGAAGCAAGGUUCUUCUCAUUUAUAUAGGACUAAACAUGGCAUAAGUCCGUUGCUUUGAUGGGACUGGAAGGUCUGGCAGUUGUGUCCUCGAGUGGAAUCUAGCCCCAACACACCUGGCUCCAAACCCCAGUUACUCCUUGCAGGCAGCCUUCAGUGACAGCUCUCCCUGGAGCCACUGCUGCUGAGGCAGGUCUGCUGCUAUACAGUAACUGGUAGGAUGCAGGUCUUAGUUUAUCUUCUGGGGCUUAUUUUUUUUUUCUUUGUUUUACUACCUCUCAUUUUUUUAAUUUAUUGAACAUGCUUCAAAUAGCAAGUCUGGGGAAUUUUUUAAUCAUUCUUUUUACUUGAAACCUGUGUGCUUUUUUUGGAUAUAUAUACGAACAAUUUAAUGAACUGUUUCUUAAACUCAUUUGGUUUUGUAAUUUAUAUAGAAUUCAGGAGAUGAUUAAAAGGGCUAUUCUCUAUUCCCUAUGCAAAUAUUUUAACUGUUGUAGUGUUUGACAAAAUGGGAUCUAAACAAAAAAUAAUCUUCAAAGUGGAAAAAAAAAUCUGUUUACAGUGGCGUUGCUGACUAUCCUACCAUAUUCAGCACUUUUAAAUAUUGUUAUUUAUGAAAAUGUAGUUUAAAAUGCAAGACAAAAUAUUUAUAAAUGUUUCUUUUAAUAAAUACCUGUUUUGUCUGAAAGUGUUACUGUGUUAUGACAACUUUAUUCAUGUUGGUUAGCUACUUACCAUUAUGAAUAAACUAUUCAAUUAUUAUACUGAUAGAAUAAUAGUUAUGAUGUUUACAAAUACUGGGGGGGGGGGGGUCGGGAUUCACUGAGAAAGGACUGCCUCCUUCUACUGUGAAAUAUUGUUAGAAUAAAUGAUUUUUUUUUCUGCCUUUUUUAAAAAAAUUGGUACUUAUGGUCCUACAUAUGUCUAGUAUCAUUUGAUUACAGUUGUAUUUACUGUGGUACUAAACAUAUACAGCAUCAUAUAUGUAUAUAUUUACAUAGUGUAAUUUCAAGUUUGUUGGUGUUUGAGGCACAAUAACUUUAAGUCCACACAUCUAAACAAUGUGUAUGGGACAAAACUGCAUGCAUAGGUCUUUACAAACGUAGACUUUAAUAUUCUUAAUGUUACUAUUUGAUGGUGACCUGCUAGUCAUAAGCUAUCUUUAUAAGAUAUUUCACACAGGUAGAAGUUCCUGUCGACAUAGACAAGUCAUCCUUUCAAGGACAGUUUUAAAGGUAGAUGUGUGGGCCCUAAAAUAUUAUCUUAAUUUCUAGCAUAAGAUUCCAAAAUCUGUAUUUAAAAACUGUUACAUCAUUGUGAAAAAUAUUACACCAAUCUUCAGUGUAAUACUGCAAUGAAAUCACGUUCAAAAUUUCUUGUUUUAAAUCCUCCAUUUGGAGGGAUUUAAAAAUUGAAUGUAACGUGACUUUUCUUUCUUGGAGCAUAUGCUCAUAUUAAAAUGUUUAAUAUACACUUUAUCAGUUUGGGUUUCUCAAAUUUUUUAAUCAAAAAAUUGAUACGGUCCAAAUGGACAAGUCAUGCCAUAACAUGAUCUCAUUGCCUAUCAUACAGUUCUUUGAACACAAAUUGUAAAACAGUCAAGCAAUUAAGCUGAUUUAUUGUGCAUGCAGUGUACAAUACACUUUGAAAAACUGCCUAAAUACACUUAUUCUAUAGCCUGGAAUAAAAUAAGUAUGUAUUUAACUUGCAUUUUAGUUUUUCAUAAGAAUGUAUAUAGCAAGUGCACUACAGAGAGUUAUGCUUUUGUCACUUUUGCCCAUUGUUUAAUCUGUUCUUUCAAAUACAGCCUAAUGCCAAAUAGCCACAAAUAAGCAGAGCACUUGUGUACACUCCUGACCUUUAAGUUUCAAAGAAACUGAAUAUAUAUUAUGUUAUGCAUGUGUUCAAUUUAGUUGUUUACAGUCAACUUUCACAUAAGUGAGCUGAAAGUUUUAUCCUGGGAUACCCAGCGUAAAACAAAACCCACAUGGAGUAUCAAGAGUACUUAAAUUAGACUGAAGGCACAUAUAGUAUGAAGAAGACUAAAGGUAUGAUGAAGAAAAGACAGGUCAGUGACACAGGUGGCUGGGCUACAUGUUAAGCAGCUGGAUCAACAGCACUGUGGAAAUGUGGCCCUAGAGCUUCCAGGCCCACAGCCAUCCACUACUUGUCUGAGCACCUGUGGAGUACAAAUAAUCCAUUUGUAGGACAACAGAGGGUGGACACAAACCAGAAUUAAGCUAGUAAUAACUGUGUUUCAAAUUAAAAGCAAGCUAAAUCAUCUGAUAGACUGUGGUCUAAGCUAAGCCACUAGAGGAGACCUACAUUCUACCUUAAGCAACCAGGGUUUAAGCUGUCACCUGAUGCAAAACUUGCUUCCCUAGGCAGCAAAUUCGAUCACAAGGAGCAUCUGCCUGUGGAACCAUAUCGAAAAAAAAAAGUGGGGAGCUCUUUCAGUGAGAGCAGCAUGCUGGUCUGACCAUGUUGUGAGCCCGCUCAGGAACUGGCAGCUUCUGUACACAGUAAGUGCUUACAAAAGCCGCUUAGAGUAAGUAUUCCACAGCACCAGUUCAAGAGCAAAGCUGACACGAGAAAAUCUUUUAACUACACCACAAGGAGUAAAGCUUACACCUCUACAAUGUCUGUGAGUCUGCUCCGUACAGCAUUAACCCAGCCAACAACAGCUUGAGUCCUUAGCAAAUGUAAAAAGGCAAAAAAUUAAGGUUGCAUGUGGACACACAACUGCAGUAUCUGCUUCAAGUUGGUUUGAACCAUGUGUAACUAACAACUUCAAAAUAGAGCUUUUCUCAGCCAAUUCUUCUGUUUUUUUUGGAGAGACCCAAGAGUAGCACUGUAGCACACCCUGGUACAUAGCUGCAGUGAUGAAGGUCAACUCCUACCAAUACCCUGUGUACAUUUGCAAUGACAAAACAGCCCCAUUCACAUAGGUCCUGAAUACUUCUACCAGCAGCAGAAGUGGCAUUUGUGGGAUGAAAGAACAAAGCAGUAAUGAUGCAAAAUCAGCUGCAGAAAAACCUGACAUAAACAUUGUCUGCAUAUUACUUUAUUGUUAUACCAAAAGCCAGAUUUUGCUCCUUCAUCAACAAACUCGGUGGAAAUCCAUCCUUCUGACUUAAAAGAGUGACACAAUUCAUGUGAUUCAAAGGCUGACCAUCAUUUCAUUGACUCACGCUACCUUUUUUCUUCUCAAAAGCUUUACAUUAAACCACCCUUACUCUACAUUUCAUGAGUUCUGCAUACUUCUCUCACAAGCAAGGUUCACACAGCUGUUAAAACUCAUAAUUUCUUUCAUUGUUGCAGAACACCAAAAUGCUUGGUUUAUUAAAGGCAUAAAUUUGAUAAUUUUUCCUUUACCCUUCUGAAAGAAGGCUUUGAGGAGCUCAAGGACAGGCAGCAGUGAGGGCAAGGGAAGCUUUCUGUGAGUGAGAUAUAAGCAGCAGCCUGGGCUGUUUAUCAGUGCCAGACUGGCUGCACAGACUGCACAUUCUCCACAAAACUCUUUGAAUGAUUUUUACUUUUAAAUUACUGCUACCGUGUAUUUUGCCAAUAAACAUUAUUCAAAGUGGUGCAUUUACAAUCAUAGGAAAACAUUUCUAUCCAACCAUUCAUUUUAAUGUUUAAUAUUCUGAAUAACAAAUUCUCACAUUGACCGUAUUGCCUUUGGAUUUCCACAAUGGAACAAACUCACAAGUUUUCAUUUCUAACUACCAAAACUACUUAGGUGUGCUUUGCAAGCAUUACUCCUACUUUUAAUAUUACAUUCAUAAAAAUAACAGUUUAUUAAUGUCUCAUAUGGAAGUUACUAUUAUUCCACCUGUCUAACUUAGUUGUAAAGCAUGACUACCUGGUUCUGUUAAGACAUGAGCAAAGACAGAAGAAUAGCAAACACCUGACUGACUCCUCCAAUGAUUGUAAUAUAAAAUGCUGCCUAAUAUGGAUAGUUGCACAUUUUUAUAAUAAAGUAUAUUCUUCAAACUG